Messenger RNA from Nomascus leucogenys (northern white-cheeked gibbon), 4156 nucleotides. RefSeq names its product dual specificity phosphatase 3 (gene DUSP3). Gene Ontology annotation, biological process: negative regulation of MAPK cascade; protein dephosphorylation. Gene Ontology annotation, molecular function: protein tyrosine/serine/threonine phosphatase activity; MAP kinase phosphatase activity. NCBI's taxonomy places the organism in Eukaryota, Metazoa, Chordata, Mammalia, Primates, Hylobatidae. Gene Ontology annotation, cellular component: cytoplasm. The record is from RefSeq and is a predicted model, not a curated record.
GAACCCGGCGGGCCCGCCCCAGGGGCGGGACGGGGCGGCUCCCGGCGCGAGCCCCCGCCCAGCUGACUCGCCGCUCUCCGCCUCGUUUGCUCCUGCCGGGCGUGCAGGGCCCCGCCGCCGCCAUGUCGGGCUCGUUCGAGCUCUCGGUGCAGGAUCUCAACGACCUGCUCUCGGACGGCAGCGGCUGCUACAGCCUCCCAAGCCAGCCCUGCAACGAGGUCACCCCGCGGAUCUACGUGGGCAACGCGUCUGUGGCUCAGGAUAUCCCCAAGCUGCAGAAAAUAGGCAUCACCCAUGUGCUGAACGCGGCUGAGGGCAGGUCCUUCAUGCAUGUCAACACCAAUGCCAACUUCUACAAGGACUCCGGCAUCACAUACCUGGGCAUCAAGGCCAACGACACACAGGAGUUCAACCUCAGCGCUUACUUUGAAAGGGCUGCCGACUUCAUUGACCAGGCUUUGGCUCAAAAGAAUGGCCGGGUGCUCGUCCACUGCCGGGAAGGUUACAGCCGCUCCCCAACACUAGUUAUCGCCUACCUCAUGAUGCGGCAGAAGAUGGACGUCAAGUCUGCCCUGAGCAUCGUGAGGCAGAACCGUGAGAUUGGCCCCAACGAUGGCUUCCUGGCCCAGCUCUGCCAGCUCAAUGACAGACUAGCCAAGGAGGGGAAGUUGAAACCCUAGGGCACCCCCGCUGCCUCUGCUCAAGAGGUCCGCGGGGCAGGCCGUGGGCAAAGGUGUCCCGAGCUGCCAUGUUUAGGAAACACACUGUACCCUGCUCCCAGUAUCACAAGGCACUUGUCUACAAAUCUGUCCCAACACAGUCCUGGGCCACUUUCCCCACCCUGGGGAGCACGUAAAGAAGCUUGCCAAGGGGGGCGUCCUUGCUCCCCAGUUGUCCUGUUUCUGUAACUUAUGAUGUCUUUUCUCUGAGAGGGGGGCUCAGAGGGGGAAGGCCUGUGGCCUGCAUGCUUCCCGAUGGCCCAGGGCGGGAGGUGUGUGGAAGCGUAAGGCCUAGGAUGCUCACAGAGGUCCCUCAUGACCUCCCUUCCCCAACUCCCGAAUCCUCUCUUGAGUGGGGACCUCAACACCUUGAGCCCUAGUAAAGGAACUAUGCAAAUGCAGGCCACUCUCCCCACCAUGUCUGUGCCCCAAACUGUCCCCACAGCCUUCCACACCCUGUGCAUAGGCAGCCCUCUCACGUCUUGAGGUCCGAAGCUGGGGCGGGGGUGUCCGUCAGUUAUUAGUGGAUGGAGAUUCCCACAGCAAGGCUGCAUUUGGAUGAUUUCCUUGGGAUAAAUGGUCCCUACACAAAGAGGCCUUGUGUGGGCAAACCUGGGGAACCCUCCUAAAUCCAUAGAGUUUUCAAAAUGUGAAUCUUUGGAAGCCUUGAGUUCAGAAUCUGCUGCUCUGGGAUAUUUCCCUUCGACCUUAUCUCAGUCACUUCGUUUUUGAGAAGAGCGAUGCCUUGGGCAUGCUUUUUUUUUUUUUUUUCUUUUUUAGAAAACAGGGUGUUGAAGUCCAGCCUAUUUAAAAACCCCACCAUUUGGAGAAUUACAAGGGUUUUGUCCUGAAUUAUAGUGUUGGCAAGCCCAAGCCACUCGUGCUAACUGCUUUUUGUCUCGGUUGCUAUUCCAAGAACAGAAGGAGGAAGUUGGCUAAUUACAGCGUGUGUGCAUGGGUGUGUGUGGGGUGUGUGCCUCUCAGAAACGCGGCCAGAAGAUGAGCAGGGAAGUGAAAGGUCCCAGGCACACACCCUGCCCAUUGCAAGUGGCUCUUACAGCUCUUUGGUGCCAGCCAGCACAGGAUCCCUGAAGUGACUCAGCCAGGCAGACAUGAGACAUGGCGGAGUGUCCAAAUGGAUCCUCUAUUGGUGGUAGAGCAAAAAAAACCAAACACGAUAAACCUUUCAAAAGACUUUCAAAGGAUGAUAUUGGAAUGCACUAGCCCUCACAUGCGUAUGCACAUUUGCCAGAAUAUAAGAGUUUUGUUUUAAACACAGUCUCGUUAGGAUUUUACAUUAUUGUUAUUAUGGAAAGUGAUUGUGAUGCUAUUUAUCUUCAGGGUCACUCUGGGCAAAGAGAAGUUCCUCAGCCAUGCCCCCCGCACCUUGCACAUAGGUGUCUGAUAAAAGUUUAAGAAAUUAAACACUUUUUGAGCACCAAAUAGAUAUAGGGCAUUGUUCUGGUGGGUGUAUCACGCUGCCAGAAGACUGAAUUCAUGGUAGGAUUGCUUGCAAGGCCUUGUGAAGGAGUCUUACCCAAAAUGAAAGAAAUAUCAGGGACUUUUGUUGACUAUUUACAACUCAGUUUUACAUUUAAAUUCAGGCAGUGUUAAUAUGCCAAGGUAGGGAAUGUGCCUUUUUCAGAGUUGGCCAAGAGCUCCUGGCUGGGACACGGAGAAGCAGGUGUGGCGUUAAGGCCUCACUCCUGGCUGUGAAGGUCUCUGAUCAUACAGGAGCAGCCCUGCUGUAUGGUCACAGCCUGGUCACUUGCUGUCCGCUUUUCUCUGUGACCACAGCAGCCCUGAGCAACCAGUAUGUGUCUUCUUCUCUAGAUAGUGAGAACGGUGUCCAGAUAAACCCACCUAAGUGAAAUGGCCAUCCUCUAAACUGGGUACCUCACUGCACAGCUUCCAGGUAGCCUUCCAACUUAAUCUAACUUGAACCUCACAAUAACCCUAUAAAGUUAGUAGAGCUUGUUCUUGUAUUGUGACCUUUUUUAAAAAACGAACUGAGGUUCAGAAUGAUUAAGGGCCUGGCCCCCAGGGUUGUCCAGCUGUAUAAGGUGGAACUGGGCAAGAUUUUGGGUUUGCUGCUCCCUGAAGCUGGAUUCUUUCAUACGAUACUCUUUCAAAAGAAGGGGGCUCCCUGGGAUUUCCAGGUGUACUGCACAUGCCCUCGAUCCAGCCCCGGAGAAGCAAGUAAAAAGGGUGGGUCCCUCAUAGGCUAGAAUGUGCAGCUCUUUCUCCAGGUGGGAUGUAGCACCCCUAAGUAGAGCUCUCUGCUCUGCUCCUGGAAAAGGCUAGGGAGCUGGGGCUGGGGCUUCCCUCCCAUGCCCAGGCAGUGGUCACAGCUACUUACGUGAACACAGCAGGUUGGUGUGGCUGGCUAACUAGGACCUCUCGAAAGUCUCUGUGGGGGCAUGAGGGAGAAAAGGCCAUUGGGAGAAUUACUGCCUUUACUUUGGGACUACUUUUAUGCUGAUAACUUGGGAUUUCUUGAUAGUCCUUCACCCCCAAAACCCCGUAUUUACUUAACGAGAUUUAGCUCUUAGUUCUUCAAGUAAAAUAAGUCUCUUGUGUAAGAGCCAACACAUGCCCAGUUGUGGAUGGGAGCUGUUCCUGGACAGCCUUCUACUGCCUGGGAAGUGAUGGAACAGGAACUCAGGGUGCCCUUACCCCCUCCCCAGACCUGUUCCCUUUCUUUGACUGACAGAGCACCAUCCAGGCAAAAUUAGAGCGCCAAAUGGUUUUCUUCUCAAUCUUAAAGCAGUAUACCUUUCCACAGGCUGGUCUGUGUCCCUGCCACUCUGAGUUAUCCAGAAACCACCACCUACAAGUGAAGGGACUCAUCUAGAAGACCUCUAAGGUCCCUUUUGACUCUGAGGGGUCUCUAAUAAUCCCCACUUGGAAUUCAGCACCGCAAAGAAAUUAUGGGUAUGUGAGUCAUAAUGAUGGCCAGCAGGUGGCGCUGCCUUCCACCCAUGGUGAUGGAUGGUUCGGAAAGGGAAUGUUGGUGCCUUUUGUGCCACAAGUUAAGAUGCUACUGUUUUAAAGAAAAAAAAAAAAAGCACUGAUCUUCAAUAUGAAGACAUGAGCUUUUCUCGCAGGAAAUUUUCUUUUUCACAGAACUGGUGUCAGGAAUCACUGAAGGGCUAACCGUGGUGGUCCUUGCAAGUCAAGGUUUUAUCCCGAUUGGAAAUAGAACACAUUUCAGGUUGAGAGAACAGAUUGGUUGGAAGCUUAACUUUUCUUGCCUCUUAACUCCGCCAAAUUUUAGGGUAAUUUGAUUGUGAAAGAGUGAAUUUUCUGGACAGAAAAGGGAGAGCUACCAAAUUGUUUUUUUCUUUUUUAAAGGAAGUUUAAUGUCCAUUGUAUCACAAAUCAGUGUUAAAACACCAAAACUUUAGCCAAAAUAAAUGUCUUACAUUACAAAGGUA